GUCGACGUCCCUGGGGGCGGAUGCGAGACACCAGUAGAUAUUACAAGAUUACCAGAUACCUGUACAGCGGACGCAAAAAUAUCCUCGUCAUCUCGGCUAUCAUUGUUGAUGUCAACGGUGCUAAAUGGCGGAGUAUCUGGGCCCGCCGACAUGAUGUACUUUCAGUAACUAAUUGAGGAUUUGAAUUUUUAAAGAAAUACCACUGACAAGUAGAUUGCUAGAGAUGAGUUCUGAUAGAAAAAAGAUUCCUGACCCUCCGACACCAGUUCCUUCAACUGGCAAUUUGCUUUCAAAUGUAGCACCACCGCUUCAACUUCCAAAUUUUGUGACUGCUGUCGCUGAACCAAUGCCUACGUCCCAGCGUGAACCGGUGGAGCAUCCAGUCCCAGUUCAGCCAAUAGUAAUACAACAACCUACGAAGAUAGAUCAGCAAGCAUCAGAGAAGUUUUGCCCUGCAAUCCCGCCUAGUAAAGGAACACCAUUAAUGUCUAUACGAUCACCCGAAGACUCGGAGACUGCACAAACUCCAGAAUCCAUACCAGAAAUUUCACCCGAGAUGGAUUCAUUCAGUGAUAUAAUGCCAGGCACCGGGUUGCUGACGUGGGUGAAGGGUGCAGUUGCCAGUGGUGGUAUUCUACAAAGAGUAGCCGAGAAGGCGAAGAAUUCAGUAGAUUCAAUGAUCACUACCCUUGAUCCACAGAUGAAGGAAUAUCUUAAAAGCGGAGGAGAUCUGUACAUAGUGGUCGCAUCGGAUAAAGACGUGAAAGUAUCACCAAUAAGAGAAGCUUUUCAGACAGUUUUUGGAAAGGCGACUGUGGUAGGUUUCGCGGCUCAGUCUGACGUGACAGCGGCUCAGCCGGUCGGCUAUGCGGCCGCUUAUGCAGCAGCGAAACAGAGGUUAGCAGAUCUUCGGUCCAGACAUUCGGAAAUAACAAACAAUGUUCCCCUAGUGGCCGUUGAGAGUUUCUUGCACGAAGCGAUCGCAGACAGAUGGUACGAGAUGUCGUUGAUGAUCCUGUCGCAGCCGUCUCUAGGCGUUGAACUGCAAGUGCAGUCGCAGGGCGCGGGCGUGCCGGGCGCCGCCGUGUCCGCCGCGGCCGCCGCCACCGCGCCCUCCUACCCGCACGCGCAGACCGGCUACAGCCUCACCGUAGGAUCCAUCAUGGCCGACAGCCUACAGGUCCCGCACACCGACUGGCAAGAGGCGUCGACCGGCGUGUCUAGGAGGGAAAUUCUUUUGUUAGCGGCUAAGUCACUGGCGGGCUCAUACAAACGGGUACUAGCGGUAUCCGCUGCCGAGACCUAAGGACGCGGGACGUGGAAUAUCAUCGUGUCAUUUGCGUUAUCAUUAAAAAAAGCGUAACACGCCACCGGAGCUGACGUCUCAUUAUCCAAAAGGAGCUACUUUGAAUCGUGACUUUUCGAUAAGAAGCCAAUAAACGUAUCGAUGCCGUUGGUCCGUUUUAAUCCACAACAAUAAACUCGAUUGCCCAAUAAUAAAAUUUCGGAUCGUAAAUUAUAAUCGACGUUUUCGCGUCUUUAGUGUUCAAUUUUAUAAUGUCACAAUAUGAUGCGCAUUUACGACGUUUGUUAAUGUAACUAGUCUUAGCCGCGUAAUAAAUUAAUCUAUAUAUAUAUAUAAAAAUGAAUUGCUGUUCGUUAGUCUCGCUAAAACUCGGUUGGACCGAUUUGGCUAAUUUUGGUCUUGAAUUAUUUGUGGAAGUCCAGAGAAGGUUUAAAAGGUGAAUAAAUAUGAAAAUGCUUGGAAUUAAAUAAAAAUAACAAUUUUGUUUUCCCUUUGAUGUGUCCCCCGUCGGACGGAUUCCUUUUGUUUGUUUUAAGUUUAUUUUAUACAAAAGCUUAGGUAUUAUAUUUAUCGAUUGAGGCACUACGAAGUCUGCCGGGUCAGCUAGUAUGUAAUAUAAAUUUGUCACAACGCCCGCGAUCGAAUGUUAUAAAGUUACAUUUUUUUUACAGCUUAUUCACGUGUUUGUUACUGUAACUUAACCCACAGACCACCCACUGCGUUUCCCGCCGGAUCUUCUCAGUGGAUCGCGAUUCCAAUCAUGUAGUAGAUUGAGCGACUGCUUUUGCUAAGGAAUUUUUUUUUCUUUUUCUUUUAUUGCUUAGUUAGGUGGAGGAGUUCACCACAGCCCACUUUUUAGUACGCGCCGUGGAAUAAUAAAAAAAAAAGAUCCAAGUUUAAAUAUUUAAGAUUUGCGCUGAGCUUAUAUAGACUCUUGAAAUAGGGUUACCGGAAAGAUGAAACCGGAACUCCUUUAGACAUUCCUUCUAUGCGCAAAGAACCGUAAAUAUUAAUUAAUUUUUGCGGGGAGAUUAAAGACGAAGAGACUAUCUUCUAGACCGACGGUUCGAAUUAUUCUUAUUUUUUUUUCUACCUUUUCUGUUAGCCUUGAGAGGCUAUUUCAGCUUCGCCUUGACGUGUAGGUGAGCUCACGGGGCUCAAACCGGGAGUGUUGCUAACACUAACCCUAGCAAGAGCAGUGCUUCGCAGAAUAUACCGCCGGAUCGGAAACGCGACCCACUGAGAAGAUCCGGCGAGAAACUCAGUGGGCAAGAAUGUUGUUGUUCAGAACUUGUAUAUAUUCAAGCUUAUCUUGUAAAUGUCGAGAUUCAGGCAUCCGUCAAAUAUCUUGAGUUCUAUAAUGGCUACCGUCACAAUUUUGUUGUCAUAUAAAUUUGAUAUAUUCAAAUGUCGACCAUUAAUAUGUACCUCAGUCCUCCGCGAAAACUAUGUGUUCGUAACGUCCGUAAUAUCUAUUUCAUUGAAAAUAAUAAACUCGAUUUUAAACCGUAUAAACAAUAUAGUUAAGUGCGAUAUUUCAAUGAGAUUUCAGUUGUUAUUUGUUCAGAUCUGUAUAGUAUAAGCAGAAGAAUGUAAUAAUUUUAGUAUCAUCAUAUUUAAGUCCCAGUCGUUAAUUAAAUUGCAAACAACGUUAACACACUCGAAAUCAAAUAAGCUAAUCGCAAAAUCGGAUUGAAUUGGAGAUUUGCUCUGUUACAGAAUUAGUAAUAUUUUAGUUAAUCAAUAUUCUCGAUCAUUCCAUACAAUGUAAUUUUCCUUCAUCUUUCCUUUUAAUUUUAGUAAUUUAGUAAAAUAUUUAAGAUUCAUCAACAAAAAAAGUGACGAAUUGUUUAACGUUUUCGUUUAACUUGUAGAUAGUUAUAUUGUAAUUAUAUCUGUUACAUGGUAAGAUAAAUAAAAUUUUACAAUGUU
Bombyx mori (domestic silkworm) is the source of this 3238-nucleotide messenger RNA. Its product is annotated as protein PRRC1. Lineage: Eukaryota; Metazoa; Arthropoda; Insecta; Lepidoptera; Bombycidae. The record is from RefSeq and is a predicted model, not a curated record. Bases 224 to 1306 code for a protein of 360 amino acids. The transcript is spliced from 10 exons. Gene Ontology annotation, molecular function: protein kinase A regulatory subunit binding. Gene Ontology annotation, cellular component: cytoplasm. Gene Ontology annotation, biological process: activation of protein kinase A activity.